Fusarium poae is the source of this 771-nucleotide messenger RNA. RefSeq lists its product as uncharacterized. The transcript is spliced from 2 exons. The record is from RefSeq and is a predicted model, not a curated record. Gene Ontology annotation, molecular function: protein binding. NCBI's taxonomy places the organism in Eukaryota, Fungi, Ascomycota, Sordariomycetes, Hypocreales, Nectriaceae. Bases 1 to 771 code for a protein of 256 amino acids.
AUGAAGGAAGCCGAGGAGCAAGCAGUUAAGAGGGCCGAAGAAAAGGCUGCUGCUGCCGCUAUUGCCAGAGCUGAAGCUCGAGCUGCUCGUGACAUUGCGGAAGCAAAAACUGCCCACGCAUUAAGUGCCCCCGCUGCAGACAAGGUCGACCUUUCGCUGUUGUGGGCCGCCAGGAAUGGAAGCGAGGCCAUGGUCAAGAUGCUCCUCGACACGGGCAAGGUCGACGUUGAUGCGAAAGAUUACAUUGGCCGGACGCCGCUGUCGUGGGCCGCUGAGAAUGGACACGAGGCCGUGGUCAAGAUGCUCGUCGACACGGACAAGGUCGACGUUGAUGCGAAAGACAAGGGCGGCCAGACGCCGCUGUCGUUGGCCGCCAGGAAUGGACACGAGGCCAUGGUCAAGAUGCUCCUCGACACGGGCAAGGUCGACGUUGAUGCGAAAGAUUACAUUGGCCGGACGCCGCUGUCGUUGGCCGCCAGGAAUGGACACGAGGCCGUGGUCAAGAUGCUCGUCGACACGGACAAGGUCGACGUUGAUGCGAAAGACAAGGGCGGCCAGACGCCGCUGUCGUUGGCCGCUGAGAAUGGACGCGAGGCCGUGGUCAAGAUGCUCGUCGACACGGGCAAGGUCGACUUUGAUGCGAAAGAUUACAUUGGCCAGAUGCCGCUGUCGUUGGCCGCCAGGAAUGGACACGAGGCCGUGGUCAAGAUGCUCGUCGACACGGGCAAGGUCGACCUUGACGCAAAAGACGAGACCGGCCAGACGUAUUAA